This is a messenger RNA of Colletotrichum destructivum, 4752 nucleotides long. Its product is annotated as Putative CP2 transcription factor, transcription factor CP2. Gene Ontology annotation, cellular component: nucleus. The record is from RefSeq and is a predicted model, not a curated record. Bases 1444 to 3834 code for a protein of 796 amino acids. The transcript is spliced from 4 exons. NCBI's taxonomy places the organism in Eukaryota, Fungi, Ascomycota, Sordariomycetes, Glomerellales, Glomerellaceae. Gene Ontology annotation, molecular function: DNA-binding transcription activator activity, RNA polymerase II-specific; RNA polymerase II cis-regulatory region sequence-specific DNA binding. Gene Ontology annotation, biological process: regulation of transcription by RNA polymerase II.
CACAUCGUCUUCCUGUCCGCUUUCUUCACCUUAGGUACGGUAUAGAUACCAGUCACCCAGGGCGAAGGACCAUCUUCGAUACCCGAACCUACCGACUCUAUAUCUACAUCGUACUUAUGUCUUCUUGCCCGACUCGACUCAGUUGGCCUUCGAUCACCUCCUCCCUCCCUCGCAUUAUCUACAACCUUUUCAUUUUAUUUUUUACCGCCCUCUGCCUUUCGGCGCUCUCUCCUCUCCACAGCACCGCAUGCUCGCUCAGCUCUGCAUUACUUUGCUGCUCAGCUCAUUCGCUUCCCCCUCCGCCUGCCUACUUACUCCCAUCGAAACCCCCACUACGAAAUCCUUCCCAUAUUUGCCGACACAUUUCUCCUCAUCCUUCUUCUUCUUCUUUUUCUUCCACUCCUCCUUCUCCUCGUCCUCUCUUACUCGCAUUUUCUCCAACUCGAUUCGUUCAGCCAGCAAGCCAGCCGGCCAAACACCUGUCCAUCUACUUCAGUGCCGGUGUCUCUUGGCCCAGCUACCCUUAGCUCACACACACACCACACCACACCUCACCUCACCUCACUCACCUCAAUUCUACCGCCCUGUGAAGAGCGAGAAACACAGAGAGAGAAAGAGUACGUACCUCAGCUACCUGACUGCGUUCCCCAGGUAGCGAAGCACCUCGCAAGCAGGGCAGUCCACCAGAAGCGACCACGCGCACUCGGAUCGCACAACGGGAUCCCGACGCCGCCGGCGAAUCAUCCUACACCAGCUGCGUCGCUACCUCGGUCGUGCGCAUAUGACUCUUGUCAACCAUAGUCUUCGCAUUCCCUCGCGCGACUCUUGACCAAAGCCGCUACAUCCGCAGGCUCCGUCUUUUUGCGAAAGCAGACCCGACAUCGACAGAAACGCUUACGGCGCAUCUAGGCCAUCGUUGCUCCGCUGCAUCCUGGUCUGCCCACUUUGCUUCACACACGUACAUAUCGCGUCCCCACUGCGCCCUCUAAUAUACCGCUCUCUCCCCCACGGACGUCAUACCGGACCAGGCCAUCUCUUCGACCUGCAGUAUCUUGACUCUUUAUGCCAGCAGCCAUCUGACGCUGCCCAUCACCAUUUGAGGCGCGGAUUUCCCACGAGAUCUCACUCGCAACCGUUGUGUCACGCCUUUCCGAUCUAUUCAUUCGUUCAUUAUCCCAUCCCUCUAUGAGGCACCAACCCGGCCUUCCCCCACCUGACCUACGCUCGUUGAGAAAGGCCGAGACCUAAACAGCUGGAACCGCGACGAGCAACCCACCAGAGGCACUGCAAGUGAGCAACAAAAGACGGUGAGGAUUUCGAGUUUGCACUCGCUCGCCAGAAGGAUACUGGAAUCAGUUGGGAGAGACUGCCCACCCACUACUGUUGAACACUAUUCCGGAACCGCUGUCGCCUGGCAGCACGCAUAUUUUGCUGCCGUCCAAAAUGUUUCGCCAAAGAACGAGCGCCCAAAAACCCGGCGAUGAACUGCUGGCCACCUUUCGAAGGCAGUUCCCCGAGGUAGCUGUUACGACCACCGGGCCGGCCGAUGCUCAAAGCGCUGCUGUAGACCAUACCGCCAUUGUUCCGUCCAUUCCGGGAGUCCAAGAAAGAAGCCACAGCCUCAGUCAUGAAGCUUUCAGGGACCAAGACCCGACACCCAGAGCCACGAAUGAGCCUUGGAGAUUCACCCCGUCUUUGCUAGAUCCAAACUCUUUCUCCUUUACCAGCUUCGCCAAUGCGCCGCCCGGGUACUACACUCCAACCCCGGGAGGCACCAAUACCAUCUACCACCCGCAAGCCGGCGACCUGCACACGCCCACGCUGGGACUCGGUAUGGGCCUUGGGACCCCCUUAUCGAUGCCCACGUCGGACGGCGCGAUGAACUCUGGACAGCCCAUGAUGGACCUAGCUGGGUACCACCAAGGAAUGCAUCCUCAGCAGUUCCAACAACCCUUCAACCCGUUCAUUCAGCCUCCCGCGCCUCAGCAAUCGUUUGCGCCUUCUUCAUUCGUGCACCAAGACACCGGCUACGAGACCAUGGAGCAAGAUGGGUCGCCGAUGAACUCCGAUCCGUCUGAAGAGCGCAUGGCUUCCAUUGACAGCGCCUUUCACAACUCACCCAUGAUGGGUUUCCAGGGACGGCAAAUUGGAGGAAUGCCCAUGGCCGUAGCACUCCCACCGUCUGCCGAAAAGUUCCGUUUCCACGCGACUCUCAACGCCCCUACUGCCAUGAUCAAACACGCGGAUGAGAUCCCCGUGACAUACCUCAACAAGGGCCAAGCGUACUCUCUCUCCAUCAUCGACACCAACGCAACGAUGCCUGUGGCGCCAGGCACCAGAUUCCGCACCUUUGUCCGCAUCUCCUUUGAAGACGAGCAACAACGACAGAAACCCGGUGUUUGUUGGGCCUUGUGGAAGGAGGGUAGAGGCACGAAUGAAGCCCACCAAAGGGGCGGAAAAUUACAGGCCGUGGAAUAUGUCGAAGCGGGGCAGCCGACCGAGGGUGACGACAAGAGAACACGCGUCGAGUUGGAGUCGGCCUCUUUUGACGGCUUUUCGGUUGUUUGGACCCCCGGUAUCAACGGCGCCCCCGAGUGCAACAUCGCCGUUCGCUUCAACUUCCUGUCCACCGACUUCAGCCACUCCAAGGGAGUCAAGGGGAUUCCUGUCAGGCUGUGUGCCAAGACCAGCACAUUUCCCCCGGAUCCCGCGCAGCCAGCCGCGGACGCCAACCCCGAGAUCUGCUUCUGCAAAGUCAAACUGUUCCGUGACCACGGCGCCGAACGAAAGCUCUCCAACGACGUGGCCCAUGUGAAGAAGACUAUCGACAAGUUGAAGCAGCAGAUUGCGCAAGCGGAGAGCGGCAUGAAGGACUUUGGGAAGCGCAAGAGGUCCACUGCCACGGCCCAAGUCAAGGGCGCUGACCAACGGCCCGGCAAGGUACAGAAACACAAGAGAACAUGGUCCAUGUCCUCAACCAGCUCAGCCGGCGGAGGGGCCCGCCCUCCUCUCGAAGAAGACUUGCACUUCAAGCUCCAGACCCUGCAAGACAUGUUCACCAGCACCCGGCCCGUCAGCAUACUCUACUUACGCGGCGAAGACCUUGACGACCCCGACCUCCAUCCUGUUUCACUCCCUGGAGAGCAGACGGACCUCACCAAAGUCGAGUCCCGUGAGGGUCCCGCGUGGCAGGCACGAAGUGGCCGUAGCUCCGUCGCAGGCUCGUCCCUGGUUUCGCCUUCUCCAAGCUCUCUGUCUCUGGCUUCUCAAGCUUCGGCAGUACCCAACCGGCAGUGGUCGGGUUUCGACGGCGAAGGCUCGGGAGAGCCUGCUUCCCGACAAGGCUCGGAUCAGCCAACGAAGGUCACCAAAACGGACGAUGCUGGUAACUUGAGCGGCUGGAUCGAAGCUCUGGGCGUGGACCCAUCCUACCGUCCGCCUCCUGAGCGCGUGGCGAGGCCUGCCGCCUGCUUUUAUGUCAUUCGGCCCGAUACAUCCGAGCCGGAGAGGCGGGAGUACUACCGCGCGAUAUACCUAGCCCAGAGGAGCUUGAAGGACUUCAACUACCGUUUGGCCGUUAAAUGGAACCUUGAUCCGUCCAGGGUUUUGCGAACUGUCCAUGUCCUUGAUCGCGGGCUCGAGGUCGAAAUGGAUGACGAUGUCAUCCAAGAGCUAAGAGAAGGCCAGGACAUGAUGCUUGAAAUCAAGGAGGUCACACACGACGAUUCGGUCCAGCCCAAACGCGAAUGGGAUAUGGCCGUCGAUCCCAACGAGGGUGAUGCAAUGGACCAUUCAUCCACGCAAGGCGGCUACGAAUUGCGCCUCAAAUUUUAAUACCACAUAAUUGGAUUCAUCUCUACUUCAAGCAACAAACUUCGAUCGGAUUCGGAUUUAGACGGGAUUUUGAUACUUGUUGCCGGGUAGGCCAUGGGGAUACGGGCGACACACCAUACAUACACACACACACGCACACGCACACGCAUGGUUGGAUAUCGCUCCGUUGGCGUUGUUGAUUUUGAGAUACCAAGUCCCUGGAUGGGCUGCUUCUUCUUUUCAACUCUUCUGGCCACACACACAUGACGUGGGGCGGAAUUAUGAUUUGGGCAUUUAGAUCUGGUCACAUUGGGCAAUCGUAGCAGCAAAACACACAAGAUAUCCCACCCCUCGUAAAAAAGGAUACUAGGCACCACUUGAAAGGUCUGUUGGAAUGGCGAGGCCAAGUGAAGAAAAUAUGGUGGAAACAAGGUUGGAAGGGGAAAACGAUAGUCGGUUCUAUUUGGCCUUCCAUGGCUCUUCGGACAUGUCAAUAGUCCACGGUACGGCUUCCCUGUUAUUAUCUAUUUUCUCGCAGCGACCAUUCUCUCCCCAUACAGCUUGGUCAUUAACACUUUGCUUUUCUUUUGUUCAACGGACUACCAAUGUACUUUGGCUUCCUCUUUCCGGACUAAGGCUGCCGGGGCUGAUUGGCGAAGCAGUGCAAGCACCAAAGAGGGAAGAAGGACGACUGAUAGACAAAUUGGCCCCUGCAUUGCAUGCACUGUCGCUUAUACCGUAGCAACAUACCCACUGAUUCCUGUGGUCUGCGGACCAUCCAGGAACCAGAAUUCUUCACACUUUUUUUUUCUUUUUUCGCAUAACCUCGCUGCAAUCUCUUCGCGCUUGCAUCGAGUGGAUGUCAAUGACGACAACGGAAUCGGACACGGAAUCCCGUAAGACACUUGUUUGGUUGAGCUCUCAUGACGGUUCCACACC